This is a messenger RNA of Hevea brasiliensis (rubber tree), 1206 nucleotides long. Its product is annotated as protein TILLER ANGLE CONTROL 1-like. NCBI's taxonomy places the organism in Eukaryota, Viridiplantae, Streptophyta, Magnoliopsida, Malpighiales, Euphorbiaceae. The coding region runs from base 105 to 992 and encodes 295 amino acids. The record is from RefSeq and is a predicted model, not a curated record. Gene Ontology annotation, biological process: morphogenesis of a branching structure. The transcript has 5 exons.
CCCUCCUUUUUAGUUCUUCUCCAAAACCAUUUUUCUCACUAGUUCGCUUUGACAUUUCUAAUUUGGUACCAAUCCCCUCGCCAACAAGUUUCUGAUCAGAACAUAUGAAGAUUUUCAAUUGGGUGCAAAGGAGGUUUCAUCAUAGUGCCAUUAAAGAAAAUUGGACAGAUGGGUCAGCCCGGAAUGCGAAAAAGGCAGAAUCCAUUACAAGUGAAGCUGACAAGCAAGCAUUACUGAAACAAGUAGCCCUCGUCGAUGUGCUUGAUGGCUGGAAAGAUGGCAUUUUGACAAUUGGCACAUUAGGGCUUGACCCUUUAAAGCCUUUUAAUCAACAAAACGAAUAUUUUGUUCUGGAAAGUGAAGAAGUAGUAGAAGAUGAUGAUGAUGAGUAUAAUCACGAAGCAGACGAACAGGAGCAAUACUCAGUCUAUAGUGAUGAAGAAGACAGCAAUAUUAAUGAAGACGAAGAAGAAGAAGAAGAAGAGAACCCUUUAAUAUAUACGAGGUUUGAGCACAAUUUUGAAGAGCUUGCGUCAACUUUCGAUGCAAAUGCUGGGAAAUCUAAAGAGAUAAUGAUCAUUGAUCCAAUGGAGACAAACUCAAAUGUCCAUGAGAAUAGUGAAAGAAAAAGGAAAGGAGAAAGAAUAACACUAGCAGAACUGUUCUUGGCAGAUUCUGACAUGAAAAAGAAGACGGAAUCUUUUGAACUCAAGUCCGACUCAGGUAAAAAGCAAGCUGUUCGUGCCAAGAAUGGUCUAUUCUUUGCCAAGAAGCUGAUACCUCAUGUCGGAGAGGAUUCACGUCCAAUCAAGAAAUUUCACCAAUUGAUGAGGAGGAUGUUGAAGAGAAAAAUCCAUCCAGAACUUGAAGAAAAGGACCAGAAGAUAGACAAUCAAAACAAGACUGCCAUUAUGGAAGUUGGAAUUAGCAAUGGAAAUGAAACCGGUGAAUCAAUUUCUCUGCUUCCAACUCCCCCAAGGUCCUACAUAUGAGCUUUGAGUGAUGACCUAAUUUGAAAGAAGUUAAUAUAUUGUAUGGGAGUAUUGUUAUGUGGACAAUGUUAAUGGGGUGGUCUUGUAUAUGUGACAUUGAAGCAUGUGAUUCUGUUGUGUAAGCUUUUGGAUGAUUCGUAAAAGUUGGAUGUUUGGUUGUCAGAAACCUUAAUAGGGUUUUGAUUUAUUUUAUUGUUUGUGAGAAAUUAUUGAA